UCGUAAGCCAAACAAGACCACUUUCUUUUCUCUUUUCCUUUUCAUUUAUUAAUUCUUUUUCUCUCUCUAUUUUUGAUUGGAGAGCUUCAAUUCAACUCUUUCAAAUUUUCAGUGCUCUCUUCAUCUUCGUUCUUGAUCGUCUACUUCGCAUCAGAAUCUCAGGAAAUUGAGCUUCACGAUUCUUGAGAAACUUCCCGAGGAAAAUCCAAAGGGAAAGUGAAAGAAAAUCUCAGACUCUGGAUAUGGUAAUUGCCUUGUCGCUAAGGAGUUGUUAGGGUGGUCGGAAAAUUGCAAGGAUGGGAAGAAAACGACGUGUGAGGGAUUCUAUCAAAUCCUUAUUUGGAAAUCAUAUUCAAGAAGAUAAAGAUGAAGACAUGGAAGGAACUAAAUUAGAAAUGGAUGAUAAAGUGAAUAAAAUCUUGGAGCUUAUCAAAGAUGAAGAACAUACGGACAAUGGCAGCAAUACUGAAGCAAACUCCAAUAAAGAACCACUUAAACUGCUUGUCAAGGAUUUCCAUAAGCAGUACCAAUCACUCUAUGCACGUUAUGAUGAUUUGACGGGAGAGCUGAGGAAAAAAAUUCAUGGCAAAAAAGAAAAGGACGACUCUUCUUCAUCUAGCUCAGACUCUGACUCUGAUCAUUCGUCAAAAGAAAAAAGCAGCAAAAACGGACGGUUGGAAAGUGAACUACAUCAAAUAAUUGAUGGCAUCAAGCAAGAACUUGAAGCAUCACAUCUGCAAGUUGCUGAUUUAAAGAAGAAAUUGGCAGCUACAACCGAAGAAAAGGAAGCUUUAAAUUCAGAGUACUUGAGAGCUUUGAGCAACAUACAAGAAGCUGAGAAAAUAGUUGUGGACUUAAAGAAUGAAGCUGAGGAGCUAAAAGGUGAAAGAACACAGCUUCUCAGUGAUAACAGAGAACUAAAUACACAGUUUGAAGCUUCCCGUCAGUUAGAAGCUGAUCUCAAUAAAAAAUUAGAAGAGUCAGAGAAUGAGAAAAAUAGCUUGAUCAUGGAGAAAGAAUCUUCAAUCAGAAUGAUUCAAGAGGGGGAGCAGGUUGCAGCAGAAUUAAAAUCUUCUGCUGAUCAACUAAACAACGAGAAAGCGGCACUUGGGCAAGAACUGGAAGCUAUUAAAGAGGAAUUUUUCAAUGUAAAACAGCAACUGCAGUCUACAGAACAGCAAGUCUCUGAUUUAAACCACACUCUGAAAGAUAAAGAGGAAGAGAACAGAUCUUUAACUUUGAAAAUUUCAGAUGAGAUUCAACUGUCACAGAACAAAGUAAAAGAACUUUUGGCUGAAGCGAGUAUGCUAAAGGAGAAUUUUGGUGUGAAGGAAAGGGAAUACUCAUCUCUCUCUGAGACACACGAGACACAUCGAAAUGAGACGUCGACUCGAAUAAAGGAAUUUGAUGCUCAAGUGGCAGCCUUGGAACUGGAGCUGCAGUCCAUUAAAGGUCAAAAAAGAGAGCUGGAAGUUCAGAUUGAGAGUAAAGAAAAUGAAGCUAGCAAACUGGCAGAGGACAAUGUAGGACUCCAAGCCCAAAUCUCAGAACUUUCAAAUGAGGUUCAGCACGCUCAGGACACAAUAAAAGAGCUACUGGCAGAAUCUAGUCAGUUAAAGGAGGUAUUUGGUGUUAAGGAAAGGGAAUAUUCAACUCUGUCUGAGACACACGCGACACAUCGAAAUGAAACAUCGAGCCGAAUAAAGGAACUUGAGGCUCAAGUGGUGGACCUGGAACGGGAGCUGCAAUCCAGUGAAGGUAAGAAAAGAGAACUGGAAGUGCAGAUUGGGACCAAAGAAACUGAAGCUAACAAACUCACGGAGGACAGUGUAGGACUCCAAGCCCAAAUCUCAGAACUUUCAACUGAGGUUCAGCAGGGUCAGGACAAACUAAAAGAACUACUGGCAGAAUCUAGUCAGUUAAAGGAGGUAUUUUGUGUUAAGGAAAGGGAAUAUUCGACUCUCUCUGAGACACAUGAGACACAUCGAAAUGAAACAUCGAGCCGAAUAAAGGAACUUGAGGCUCAAGUGGCAGACCUGGAUCGGGAGCUGAAGUCCGUUGAAGGUCAAAAAAGAGAGCUUGAAGUGCAUAUUGAGAACAAAGAAACUGAAACUAACAAACUGGCAGAGGACAAUGCAGGACUCCAAGCCAAAAUCUCAGGACUUUCAAUUGAGGUUCAGCAAGCCCAGGACACAAUAAAAGAGCUUUUGGCAGAAUCUAGUAAGUUGAAAGACGUAUUUGGUGUGAAGGAAAGGGAAUAUUCGACUCUCUCUGAGACACACGAGACACAUCGGAAUGAAACAUCUAGCCGAAUAAAGGAACUUGAGGCUCAAGUGGUAGACCUGGAACGGGAGCUGCAAUCCAUUGAAGGUCAAAAAAGAGAGCUGGAAGUGCAGAUUGGGAGCAAAGAAACUGACGCUAUCAAACUCGCAGAGAACAACGUAGGACUCCAAGCCCAAAUCUCAGAACUUUCAAAUGAGGUUCAGCAGAGUCAGGACAAAAUAAAAGAACUACUGGCAGAAUCUAGUCAGUUAAAGGAGGUAUUUGGUGUGAAGGAAAGAGAAUAUUCGACUCUCUCUGAGACACAUGAGACACAUCGGAGUGAAACAUCGAGUCGAAUAAAGGAACUUGAGGUUCAAGUGGCAGACCUGGAUCGGGAGCUGAAGUCCAUUGAAGGUCAAAAAAGAGAGCUUGAAGUGCAUAUUGAGAGCAAAGAAACUGAAAAUAACAAACUGGCAGAGGACAAUGCAGGACUCCAAGCCAAAAUCUCAGGACUUUCAAUUGAGGUUCAGCAAGCCCAGGACACAAUAAAAGAGCUUUUGGCAGAAUCUAGUCAGUUGAAAGAGGUAUUUGGUGUGAAGGAAAGGGAAUAUUCGACUCUCUCUGAGACACAUGAGACACAUCGGAAUGAAACAUCUAGUCGAAUAAAGGAGCUUGAGGCUCAAGUGGUAGACCUGGAUCGGGAGCUGAAGUCCAUUGAAGGUCAAAAAAGAGAGCUGGAGCUGCAGAUUGAGAGCAAAGAAACUGAAGCUAUCAAACUGGCAGAGAACAACGUAGGACUCCAAACCAAAAUCUCAGGACUUUCAAUUGAGGUUCAGCAGGCUCAGGACACAAUAAAAGAACUACUGGCAGAAUCUAGUCAGUUAAAGGAGGUAUUUGGUGUGAAGGAAAGGGAAUAUUCGACUCUCUCUGAGACACAUGAGACACAUCGGAGUGAAACAUCGAGUCGAAUAAAGGAAUUUGAGGUUCAAGUGGCAGACCUUGAUCGGGAGCUGAAGUCCAUUGAAGGUCAAAAAAGAGAUCUGGAGCUGCAGAUUGAGAGCAAAGAAACUGAAGCUAAGAAACUGGCAGAGGACAAUGAAGGACUUCAAGCCAAAAUCUCAGGACUUUCAAUUGAGGUUCAGCAGGCUCAGGACACAAUAAAAGAGCAUUUGGCAGAAUCUAGUCAGUUGAAAGAGGUAUUUGGUGUGAAGGAAAGGGAAUAUUCGACUCUCUCUGAGACACAUGAGACACAUCGGAGUGAAACAUCGAGUCGAAUAAAGGAACUUGAGGUUCAAGUGGCAGAACUGGAUCGGGAGCUGAAGUCCAUUGAAGGUCAAAAAAGAGAGCUGGAGCUGCAGAUUGAGAGCAAAGAAACUGAAGCUAAGAAACUGGCAGAGGACAAUGCAGGACUUCAAGCCAAAAUCUCAGGACUUUCAAUUGAGGUUCAGCAGGCUCAGGACACAAUAAAAGAGCUUUUGGCAGAAUCUAGUCAGUUGAAAGAGGUAUUUGGUGUGAAGGAAAGGGAAUAUUCGACUCUCUCUGAGACACAUGAGACACAUCGGAAUGAAACAUCAUCUCGAAUACAGGAAUUAGAGGCAAAAGUCUCAGGCCUGGAACUGGAGCUGCAGAGUAAAGAAACUGAUGCAGCACAACUGAGAGAGGAAAAUGUAAUGCUACAAGCCCAAAUUUCAGGACUUUCAAAUGACAUCCAACAGGCUCAGGACAAAAUAAAAGAACUACUGGCAGAAUCUAGUCAGCUGAAGGACGAAUAUGGUGUGAAGGAAAGGGAAUAUUCAACUCUUUCAGAGACGCAUGACACGCAUCGGAAUGAGACACUGACUCGAAUUAAGGAAUUAGAGGCACAGGUGACAGGCCUGGAACUGGAGCUGCAGAAUAAAGAAACUGAUGCAACACAACUGAGAGAGGAAAAUGUAACGCUACAAGCCCAGAUUUCAGGACUUUCAAAUGAAAUUCAACAGGCCCAGGAAAAAAUUAAAGAAGCGCUGGCAGAAUCAAGUCAGCUGAAGGAGGAAUUUGGGGUGAAGCAAAGAGAGUACUCAACUCUGUCAGAGACGCAUGACACGCAUCGAAAUGAGACAUCAAAUAGAAUUAAGGAGUUUGAGGCACAGGUGGCAGGUCUAGCAUUGGAGCUCGAAUCCGUUAAAGGUCAGAAAAGCGAUGCGGAUAUGCAGAUUGAGAGUAGAGAAACUGAAGCAAGACAACUAAGAGAGGACAAUGAGAAACUGCAGGCCCAAAUUUCAGAGAUUUCAAAUGAAAUUCAUCAAGCACAGGACAGAAUUAAAGAGCUCUUGGCUGAAACUAGUCAGUUGAAGGAGAAAUUCAGUGAGAAGGAAAGGGAGUAUUCAAGUCUUUCCGAGAUGCACGAGUUACACAGAAAUGAAAAAUCAGCUCAAAUUAAAGAAUUGGAGGCACAAGUGACACGCCUGGAACUGGAGCUGGAAUCUGUAAGAAGUGAAAACAGAGAUAUGGAAGUGAGGAUAGAGAGUAAGGAAGCUGAAACAACUCAGUUAAGAGAUGGAAAUAUGGAGCUUCAAUCCCAAGUUUUGAAACUUGAGUCAAUGUCAAAAGAGAGAGAAGAUGAACUUUCAGUUCUCACGAAGACCCUCGAGGACAACAACAAUGAAUCAACGUCUAGAAUAGCAGAUUUGACGACACAAAUCAAUAAUCUGCUAGCCGAUAUGGAUUCUUUGCGUGCUCAUAAAGUGGAACUGGAACAGCAGAUCUUAAGUAAAGGCGACGAAGCAUCGAUUCAAGUCAAAGGAUUAUUGGAUCAGGUGAAUUCAUUGCAGCAAGAACUGCAGUCCCUCCACAAGCAGAAAAGCGAUUUGGCAGCAGAACUAGAGGGCAAAAAUCAAGAGAUAUCCGAGUUCUUGAUACAGAUACAAAAUUUGAAAGAAGAGAUCACAAGCAAGAGUAUGGAUCAGCAGAGAAUUGUAGAAGAGAAAGAAGGUUUAGCUGCGGAGAAUCAGAAUUUGGAGCUCAAGAUUGAAUCUGUUCAGAAACAGAACAAUGAAAUUGAGGAGCAAGUAAGAAGCAAAAUCCAUGAGAAUGGUGAGUUGAGAGAAGAAACGGUGGGGCUAAAGGACAGAGUUUCGGAGUUAGAGACAACUUUGGCAGAGAAAGAGAGUGAAUUCUCUUCCCUCCUGGAGAAACUUAGUACAGGAGAGAAUGAAGCUUCAGCUCAGAUAAUAGCCUUAACAGCACAAGUUAGUGAUCUGCAAAAGGAGUUGGAUUCUGUGCAAGCUCAAAAGCAAGAGCUUUCAGAAAGAUUAACCGAACUGGAGAAUCACAAGGUCGAAUUAUCGAGCUCAAUAGCCGAUCACCAGAGGAUGCUGAAAGAACGAGAGGAUUCGCAUAACAAGUUGAACGAGGAACACACUCAAGUCCAUGGUUGGUUUCAUGACUGCAAAGCGAAACUCGAAGCUGCAGAAAGGAAGAUCGAAACAAUGGUCGGGGACUUCAGUCAAAAAUUCGAAUCCAAAGAUGAAAGAGUAGCUGAUAUGGAAAUAAUGCUCGAAGAUUUGAGAGGAGAGUUGGAAGUUAAAGAAGAUGAACAUCGUACUUUACAAGAUAAUAUUCGAAACAUUGAAGUCAAGCUACGCCUCUCAAACCAGAAGCUUCGGAUAACAGAGCAGUUAUUAACUGAGAAAGAAGAAAGCUUCAGAAUCGCAGAACAGAAAUACCUCGAAGAGAAGAGAGCCCUCGAAGACAGAGUAACUGCAUUGUCCGAAGCCAUAACUGCUCAUCAAAGAAUGAUCAAAGAUAUAUCAGAAAAAGCAAACGACUCCAUUAGUGGACUCCAAACAGUGAUCCAUAAAUUCGAAGAGGAAUACAAAAGCCACGUUGAGUCUAUCUCCGUAGUGUCGUAUGACGUUGAAGUGGCGAAGAAUUGGGUCAGAGAAAGAAACGACGAAAAGGAGAAGCUGAAGAAGGAGGUCAGUUACCUAAGUGAACAACUUCAAGAGACGAAACGACAAGAGUUGGAGUUGUCAAACAGGGUGGAGAAGUUGGAGGUAAUAACGACAAAGGGAGAGAGAGAGAAAGAGAAUUUGGUGAAAAAAGUGGGAGAAUUGGAGAAAAUGAUGGAAGAGAAGAACAAGGGGAUUAUGGGUUUGGGAGAAGAGAAGAGAGAGGCCAUUAGACAGCUCUGUGUGUGGAUUGAUUAUCACAGGAGUCGAUAUGAUUAUCUCAAGGAAGUUGUGUCAAAAACGACGACGUUGAGAGGCCAGAGGGCAGCCUAGUUCUUCUUGCCCCAGUUAUUAUUAUGUUUAUUCAUUCUUGGUAAAUUUUUAAUUUGCUUUUAUAUCAUGUGCUCCAUUUGAUUAGGAGUUUGUUAUAAAUGCUUGCUUGCUUGCGUUGUUUCAUAUUAUUUCAAUUUUUUUUUUCACUCUUCAAGUUGAAAGUCGAAAAGAAAGUCAGUGUGCUUUGUGUAAAUUUUUAGAACUAGUAAAACAAAACCUCAUAUCAUUAUAUGGGUUUGGUUCAAAUUUUGCUUUUGCUAGUUUGGUCAUCACUAAUAAGACUGCUAUUUCUAUUA
Molecule: messenger RNA, 6820 nt
Organism: Humulus lupulus (European hop)
Lineage: Eukaryota; Viridiplantae; Streptophyta; Magnoliopsida; Rosales; Cannabaceae
Product: COP1-interactive protein 1
Exons: 4
Coding region: 297-6524 (2075 amino acids)
Molecular function (GO): actin binding
Source: RefSeq, a predicted model, not a curated record